Messenger RNA from Mya arenaria, 756 nucleotides. Its product is annotated as calmodulin-like. Lineage: Eukaryota; Metazoa; Mollusca; Bivalvia; Myida; Myidae. Gene Ontology annotation, molecular function: calcium ion binding. The transcript has 7 exons. The coding region runs from base 89 to 529 and encodes 146 amino acids. Gene Ontology annotation, cellular component: myosin II complex. The record is from RefSeq and is a predicted model, not a curated record.
CAAAACUUAAAGCUCCAGUUUGACUGAAUUGUGGUUUUCUUAUGAUUUAUAAUCGUAAACACAUGUUCAGAGAGAUUAUAUAGCAAAAAUGGUGGAUUCCUUCACAGAAGAGCAAAUAGCAGAGUUUAAGGAGGCGUUCAGCCUCUACGACAAGGCGGGGGAGGGUACCAUAGACUCCAAGGAGCUGGGUACCGUGAUGAGAGCCCUGGGUGAGAACCCAUCCAUAUCUGAUCUAGAUGAGAUAAAGAUGGAACUGGAAUCAGACAUAAUCACCUUUGAGGAUUUUCUGAAGCUAAUGGCGACGAAAAUGAAGGAGCCGGAGUCGGAAGAGGAUUUAAACGAGGCUUUCCGAGUAUUCGACAAAGACGGACAGGGAAUGAUAAGCUCAGCAGAGUUACGUCACGUGAUGACAAACAUGGGGGAGAAGCUGACGGACGAGGAGGUGGAUGAGAUGAUUCGGGAGGCGGACCAGGACGGCAGCGGAAUGGUUAAUUAUUUGGAGUUCGUUAAAACAAUGUUCAGCAAAUAAAAACCACAUGUACUCGCAGUUGCCAUUCCGUGAAAACAUCCAUCGUCACCAUCGCCUGUUUUUGUUCAAAUGUAUUGCUCUUGUAUUUAUUUAAUAUGUAAAAAUAAACACUGACCACCACUCGUGUUCGCAAUUUCUGUACGGAACAUCUAUAAGAGGGGUUUGAAAGGGCUCGCUGAUGUUUUUGUAAAACGCACUUUUUUGUAUAACGAGAUAAAGUGUAGGAA